UCAUGUUAAUGCUCUCAACUCCAUGAGUAUCUAUCAAGUGUUGCUGCUCAUUCUUGUUCUAUUUUUGGCUAUGACUAGCAAUGUCGUGCCCAGUGAUCGACAAUGUACUUCAUCUUGUGGUGAUAUUCACAAUAUAAGAUAUCCGCUUCGAUUGAGGAGCGAUCCAAAGAGGUGUGGUGACUCGAAGUAUAAGCUGACUUGUGAAGAUAAUCACAUUGUUCUACACUUCCGCGAUGGUCGAUACUAUGUGCAAUAUAUCAAUUAUUCCACCCACCAAAUCAAAUUAAUCGACAACGGGUUGCAAAAGGAUAAUUGCUCAUCUCUCCCCAGUCAUUCACGGGCUUCAUGGGCGCUGUACAAUUCUAAGAUCUUUUCUGAUCCAAACAACCCAUACUACAUGGCCCGCCCAUACUACAUGGCCCGCUGUGGUCUAUUGAUCAUUGUGAAUUGCUCAAAGCCAGUUAGCUCUCUACUCUACAUUGCCACCACUCCAUGUAUUGAGGGGUCGAACUCUUUCAACACAUCAUCGAAUUGGAACUUGUAUGCUUUGAUCAAUCCAAAAGCAUUAGAUGUCAAGGAUUUUUGCACCAUUAGUAGAUGGACAUGGGUAUCAAUUGAUUUUGGGGAUAAAGAGCAAAUUAAUAGUAGCUCCUACAACUAUGAGCGCAUCCAUAACAUCAUGGCCGAUGGAUUUGAUGUCUACUUUGGUCGAACUUUUCGAAAUGCAAUUUGGAAGCCAACUUUCUUUUGCUUCUUUGAUUUCUAUAGCAUCUACAAAGGCCAUCAGGGUUGCAGAUCCUUUCUCUACACUGGUGCAAAAUUUGUAAUCGGGACGCCAUUUGUCGUGAUAUUUUUUAUCUACAAGUACAGAAGAAGGCACUUAGCAAUGGAUAAGAAUGUCGAAGAAUUCUUGCAAGCUCAUAGCCACUUUUUUCCCAUAAGGUAUUCUUACUUGAACAUCAAGAAGAUCACUAGAAAUUUUAAGCACAAACUAGGUGAAGGAGGGUAUGGUUCCGUGUACAAAGGAACGCUCAAAAGCGGAAAUGAAGUAGCCAUAAAGAUUUUGAAGCGAUCCAAGGCCCAUGGCCAAGAUUUUAUUAGUGAAGUGGCUACUAUUGGAAGAAUUCACCAUAUUAAUGUAGUGCAACUCAUCGGUUUUUGCUUUGAAGGCUCGAAACAAGCUCUCGUGUAUGAUCUCAUGACAAAUGGGUCUCUGGAUAAGCACAUUUUUGCUAAGGAAGGUGAUAAUUUUCUUGAUUACAUGAAAAUAUAUGAGAUCGCUCUUGGGAUCGCGAGGGGGAUUGAAUAUUUACAUCGGGGGUGUGACAUGCAAAUACUACACUUCGAUAUCAAGCCUCAUAAUAUUCUUUUAGAUAAGAAUUUUAUUCCAAAAGAUUCUGACUUUGGACUCGCGAAACUUUAUCCCACGGAUCAUAGCAUAGUUUCAUUAACUGCUGCAAGAAGAACCUUGGGAUAUAUGGCACCUGAGUUGUUUUACAAAAACAUUGGUGGUGUAUCUUAUAAAGCGGAUGUCUAUAGCUUCGGGAUGUUGCUCAUGGAAAUGGCAAGUAGAAGGAAUAAUAUAAAUGCAAAUGUAGAAUGCUCAAGCCAAAUUUAUUUUCCGUUGUGGGUGUAUGACCAAUUCGGUGAAGGUACAAGUGUUGAAAUGGAAGAAGUUGUAGAAGAGGAAAGGAAGGUGAUAAAAAAAAUGAUAAUAGUUGCACUUUGGUGCAUACAAUUAAACCCUGACCAUCGCCCUUCAAUGAACAAAGUCCUAGAAAUGUUGGAAGGAGAUAUUGGUAAACUUCAUAUGCCUCCAAAACCGCUUAUCUACCCACGAGAUGUGUCAGUUAACAAUGACAAAUUCGAGAUAGAACUAGGAAUACUCUCUACUUCACUGCGUGCUUCGGAUGAAGGUGUUGCUAUGGUGGAAGUUUCUAUUUGGGGGGGAAGAAGGCACAGAUGCUCUCAGCAAUACAUAUAUGAAGCGAGUAUCAUACAUGUUCUGGUGAUUUAUACACUCGGGGGUGAUGGAGCUCAUAGUUUUGGUCUUCUUGGGCAUGGGAAUGAAGUGAGCCACUGGGUAUCAAAAAGAUUACUUGCUUCCGGUGAUGGUGCCUUCGGUGUUCUGGGCCAUGGAGAUCGGAAGAGUGUAUCAAUACCCAAGGAAGUGGAGCCCUUGAAAGGGCUUCGCACUGUUCGAGCUGCUUGUGGUGUUUGGCAUACAACUGCAGUAGUAGAAGUCAUGGUUGGUAGUCCUACUUUCGGUAAUUGCUCAUUCAAAAACUGCAGUAGUGACUAA
Molecule: messenger RNA, 2302 nt
Organism: Eucalyptus grandis
Lineage: Eukaryota; Viridiplantae; Streptophyta; Magnoliopsida; Myrtales; Myrtaceae
Product: LEAF RUST 10 DISEASE-RESISTANCE LOCUS RECEPTOR-LIKE PROTEIN KINASE-like 2.1
Exons: 5
Coding region: 23-2302 (759 amino acids)
Biological process (GO): protein phosphorylation
Molecular function (GO): ATP binding; polysaccharide binding; protein kinase activity
Source: RefSeq, a predicted model, not a curated record